AUGCGUGAGUUUUUCGAGACAAUCAAAAGUCUCGAGCUCAUCGACUUUCCUUUGGAAGGAGGGCAAUUCACAUUUAGAAGAGAUAACGGAAACGGUGGGAGUGUGCAAUCCCGCAUUGAUAGAUUUCUUGUGAGUAACUCAAUUUUUCGUGGUGUAUCUAAUAUAUUUCAGAAGGUCUUACCAUGGAAUUGUUUUAAUCAUCGUCCUAUCCUUAUUGAGCGAAGGGAGGUGGUUCCAACUAGUCGGCCUUUCAAAUUCGAGAACAAGUUAUUAACUAGAGAUUGUUUUAACUCGAAGGUGGAAGGGUGGUGGACGAGUGAGAUUAUGUUUGGCUCUCUAUCCUCUAAGCUAUUUAUUAAGCUUAAAAAUCUACAGAAGUUGCUGAAAAGUUGGUUUGUGGGUGCAUUAUUUUGCUUCAAAGUUGAGAUUUUAAGUCGUGAAAUUUUAACAAUUGAUGAUGCGAAGGAAGUUCGUGAUCUCUCUAUUACGAAAAUUUCUACACGAAUUCAUCUAGUGAGCGAGUUGCUUGAAUUAUGUAAAGAGGAGGAAAUUGGGGAGGGACAACAUAAUAGAGCAAUUUGGUUACGGGAAGGUGAUAAAAACACUAAGUAUUUACAUGGCAUCUCUAAGGCACAAUCGAGAAAUAACGUUAUUAACUCGAUAUUCAUUGUUAGUGUCAUGCAUUAG
Messenger RNA from Impatiens glandulifera, 687 nucleotides. RefSeq lists its product as uncharacterized. The transcript has a single exon. The coding region runs from base 1 to 687 and encodes 228 amino acids. NCBI's taxonomy places the organism in Eukaryota, Viridiplantae, Streptophyta, Magnoliopsida, Ericales, Balsaminaceae. The record is from RefSeq and is a predicted model, not a curated record.